This is a messenger RNA of Sordaria macrospora k-hell, 4212 nucleotides long. NCBI's taxonomy places the organism in Eukaryota, Fungi, Ascomycota, Sordariomycetes, Sordariales, Sordariaceae. The record is from RefSeq and is a predicted model, not a curated record.
AUGACCCCUUCCUCCUUUUUCACCAAUGAUACCCCCUCCAACAAUGUCCAGCAGCCCGCUGCCGAUAUUGCCGCCCCAUCAGCCCCCGUCCUAAAGCCAGCUCCCACAAGAGGCGGCACUCGCGGGAGGGGCCGAGGUGGUCGUGCCAGAGGCAAGGGCAGAGUUGCAAAGGCAGGUCCCAAGAUCACAGCAACCAAAUCCUCUACUACUAUCAGCAAGCCAGGCACUGGUCGUGGCCGUCGUCAAAGGGCAUAUCAGUAUACCAGGGCCCAGGCCGCCUAUGAGCGCAACAUCGAGCUUCGUUCGGCUUACAACCAGCUCGCCCGCUUGGCCAAGCCCGUUCUUGACGAAAUCGGGACCCGUCAGAAAAAGGCUCUGAUGGAAAAUCCAAAGAUCGUCGAGGAAGCUCCCGAGUACCAACAAGUCAUGGCCUUCCUCGACCAGCGCCGUGAUGACACCAUCGCCACCAGCGCUCGUCGUCUAGAAUUUGAGAAAGCUAUGAGCCUCAAAGUCUUGGAAGGGCAGCGCGAGGCUAUUGACAGGUCAACAAAGCAACUCACGGGUGAACUAUGCGAGGAAUGGUACAUCUCCGCGCUGGCAGAGAUUGAGAGGUUAGAGUUUCUUCACGACAACAAACUUCCCCUGGACCUGCCCCCUGCUCCUUGCACGGAUUACACCUACAAGGACAUCUCACAGAAGCAAAUGGAUGAGCAGGGCAUAUUUUACGAGCGCGACGACGAGGGCAAUGAACUGCCAUGCUCCGGCAAGAAGGUUAGUGAGCUUAUGACGGAAGCAUAUCAGGUUUAUUCGACCCUUCCGCCCAAGCGCAAGGCCGAUGGCGAGCUGGCGAGCGAACCCAACCCCAAGAUGAUCAAGGCCCACACUGCCAGCCUUCUCGGCGGCACCGAUACCAUUCAGGGAAGCAAAAGCAACACACCGGAGCCCGGCUCAAAAGCUCCAUCACCAGUGCCCUACUCGCCGUCCAAGGGCGGACUGGCCCAACCGAGUUUGCUGGACCCCCCUCUUCCCAAGGGUGCCGACGAACGUGAUGAGUACGGGGUACGCAUCAUCCAGCGUAAGGACAAGCGCGCCGAAUUUCACAACAACCGCAUCAUGGUGCCGCAAUUUUUCGAAUUCCAAGAUCACGAGAUCGGCUUCCGCGACUCGACCAACGAUCCCGUCAAGGGCGCCACCAAAGCUAAGCGUGGCAGAUUUUACAUGACCCCCGAACACCAAUACCUUUUCCUCGACCGCCGCGCGUCAAACUGGGAUAGUACCCAAGUUGUGGGCGAGUUGGAUGAGGAGAUUGUCAAACAAUUUGGCGUCCAUCCCAGACUGGGCGUUCCUAUGGCCACGUCCGUCAAUAUCGAUCAGCCCCCGGUUCCUUAUGCUUCGGGCUGGAAGCCUGUAGUCUUGGUCGAUCCAAAGGGACAACAAGUCCAUGCGUCGAGGACCAUCAAGACAGCCAGGCUGGAUGCUCAAGGAAGGAAGUUUGAUCUGAUGUAUGCUCUGCAUAAGUUCAGCGAAGAGGAAGGCAUCCCCGAAAAGGAGAUUGCCCCGAGCAAGGAGGAGCGUGAACAGAAGAGAAGGCAAGAGCUUGAGUUGAGGGGUAUCGACCCUGACCAAGAUAUCGAGUCCCAGAUCUCGCAAUCAGUCACGCCUGCUCGGGUUCCUUCGCCUGUUAACACUGCCAUCUUCGACGACUUUGUUCAAGGAGCACUCCAAGCCGCCGCAGCCGAAGAGGAAGCUGAACGGGCAGCAGCCGCAUCCCGCUCGCAGGCUUCAACGCAAGCCUCCAAGCCAUUCGAUGCUAUCAGAGAUGCACUUAUGGACAAUUCGACGCCUGCGCCGGCACCGCAACCGGCCGCAAUCCCGACUCAGGAGACGCAAGCCGCGGGCUUUGCUGAUACUACCAGCUUGUCCUAUCUUGCUGAUGUCGCUGAGAGGGAGGCACAAGAGCAGCGGUACCUAAUGCACCCUUACCACCACCAGGGAAUGCAGUCCGGUCCAGCACCGCCGCGCACAUACUCGGAUGCUCAUCAAGAGAGUACUCCAAUCGACCCAUCGCUACUGCCACCACAGUCACAGCACAACGGUGUGCUUCGUAACAGCGAUUUCGAAAGACCACAACACUACCACCAUGUUGAAUAUCCUCGGCCAGAAGGAUACGGGGUCUACCCCCAUCAAGAGCCUCACCCUAACGAUGGAUCGAGGCCGAAUGAUUUUAUGAGGACGGCGCUCAAUCCUUCCACCUAUCCUCCGCCCCCGGAAGCACACCCCGGACAAUACCAGGACUACUCCAUGCAGGGUUCUGCCACUGGCCGAACUCCCUUCUCGAAUACGGCUUCGUCUAAGGGACUGCCGGCUUUGCGACCUAUGCACGGAACGCCUGGUCCUGAUGGUCAGGUCAGCCCGGUUCUCCAGCCUUCGGCCCAUCCUAGCAUGGUGGUCUCGAAUAGCGGUGCAUUCUAUCCUCCGGCGCCUAACAGACCCUUUCACAAUGGUUACUCGGCACAAGAGUCACCAGUACCUAUGCAAGCGGCUGUGCAUCAUCCACAGGGCAUGCCCAUCCAGCUACCACCCGGCCAUGCCGAGCCGCAUCCAUCUCAGAUGCAGAUGCAUCAUUAUCCGAUGCCGCCUCAGCCCUAUCAAAACGGUCCGAUCCCUCUUGCGCCGGCGCCAGGUCCAAUGCAAGGCCCCGUACAUAUUCCCGCGGCUUCCCCUUCGCCUGCGCCCGGUCCCGGCCAUGCGCCCCCUAUGCUCCAGCCGGCACCACAACCGCACUCGAUGGCACCGACGGCUGGUCAGCCCAUGAUGCCCACGGCCGGUAGCCCACCGCCCGGUCGUUCACGUCCUGGCAGUUCUUCGGCGCCGUCUGGACCACCUCCGCCUUCCGGAGCCUCUGCCGCCUCCAACAAAUACCGAAAACUCGAGCCCGCACCUACACCUCCUCACCGUCUCGGCUACACCGCCAACGGUCAGGAGCUCCGAACAGUUCAGUUCGACUACCGCGAGGCAAUCAAGGAUUACACCCCGGUUGAGCCGCCCCCUAGGCAUGGACCGACUCACAUCCGGGGAUGGACCCAUAACAAUCUCAAGAAGGGACCCGGGGCCAACAGCAACCGCCCCCUCCUCAUCCAAGGGCGCCGCUGCCAUCACCAACGGCAUCAAUGGCACGAAUUCCACAAACGGAGACGGUCAUCGUUGGUUAUUGCCAAGUCGGUCAUGGACAAGUAUUACGAGAAUAGGUCUAGAAAUGCCACUCCCAGUACUUGUAUCCGCUCCAGCAGCGCCAGUAGCGUCAGUGAUGACUACGAUUCCAAUGGCGAUAGCGGCGCCGAAGAGGAAAGCGAAGAAGCGGUCCAUACUCCCUCUCUCACUCCACCAACGGAGAUCAGCAGCAGCUCGGCCAGCAGCAGCUCUACCAGGAGAAAGAGAUCGUCAGAAAGUGCGGACUCAGAAAGCCGUCCCAAGACGAUUAAGUUCAUCAGAAUUGCGAGUGUCAACACCAACACCCGUGAUGAAAAGGGCGAUAGCAGCAUCAAAGAAGGAACUCAAGUAGCAGUCCCUACUCCCACCCCCACUCCUUCAACGGAGCCCAGCGCCAAGUCUACGAAGAGAAAGAGAGCAUCCACAUCUGAGGAAUCAGAAAACCGCCCCAAGAGAAUUAAGUUUAUUACAAAGCCGGUUGCAAUCCCGGCGCCAAAAUUGGGAAAUGAUGCGUCUUCGUCGGCCUCCUCGUUAGCGGCAGCACCUUAUCAGCAGCAGCAGCAGAAGUCACAACAUGAGGAUGUCAUAUUGGAUUCCAUCACCGUGUCUCUCAGCAGCAACCCGGUAGCCACCUUUACCAGCCCGGUUGCCGCAAAGAGCAAGAGCCCAGCUAAGCGCAAGGGCAAGGGCAAUAGCCCAGCCAGAACCCCGGCUAAGACUCCAGCCAAAAGGAAGAGAGGCACAGUAGAGCCCGAGGGAGAUGCAGAAAGCAUCAAUCCCGGCCCUAAUAAGAGGGUCAAAAUCAAAAAGGAGAACGAAGAGCCGCGCCAACAUCAGCCCGUCCAUAGCAACUACAGACUUAGGAACAGGGGCGGGCCGCGGCUGGAGUUCGUGGAGAAUAAGAAGGGCGAGAUGGAGUUGGUUGAGCUUGCCACUGCUGAGGAUGAUGCCACUGGGCAUGAUCAGAAGCAGCAGCAGCAGAACUCGGAGAGCGCGACAUAA